This is a messenger RNA of Pyrus x bretschneideri (Chinese white pear), 1260 nucleotides long. RefSeq lists its product as uncharacterized. Bases 1 to 1260 code for a protein of 419 amino acids. The record is from RefSeq and is a predicted model, not a curated record. Lineage: Eukaryota; Viridiplantae; Streptophyta; Magnoliopsida; Rosales; Rosaceae. The transcript has 3 exons.
AUGGUGGAGCUUCACUCUUGUGCUCCUCUGGUAAAUUCUUCUGCACUGUGCGCUAUAGAGGAAGGAAUGAAAGGUGAGAGCGUCAAUAUCGUUGCAGAGAUUUCGGCCGAACUCGAGAGGGAACGGCAGAAGAAUACAGAACUCAUUGGGAGGAUACUAAUUCUUGAAGCUCAAUUACAAGAACGAGAGAAGGAGGAGCCUCCUCAUCGAGCAGACGGACAAGACCGUUCUUCCAAUGCAAUGACAAGACGCUUAAAGAAGUUCAAGCGACAGAAGACAGCACUCGACAACAAUGGAAUCGAAGAUGGAAAUGUUAUCCCAACCGUAAUGGCUUCGGAGAAGAAACACCACAAGCAAUGCUUGGCCCUUACAGAUCGAAUUCCGGAAGACCGUCUAGUCAAGUGGAUGAGCAUGGAGGAAACUCAGUUUUUGCAUUCAGAAAAAGUUAAAGAUGGCGGAGAUUCAGCAGACUGCGGUGUCAGUGAUGAUAGCGAUGACGAAGAUGAUGGUUACCGGGAAGAAGAUUGUGUUAAUAAUGUCUGUAAAGAAGGGGAAGUUGCUGAUGAUGUUUCAAGAAUUGUUAGUGAACCGAAAUGUGAAGUUGUUGAUAAGGGAUUGGAUGCGCAAUGUGAAAUAGUUUUUGCAGGUGGGAACGAGCCAGUGAUUCCAAAUGCGAACCAAGAAACGAAUGAAACACCCGAUACAGGACCAGUUUGUGAUGAGAUGCAACUUCAAACCGGAAACAAUAAAGAACCUAGUGAUUUUGGAAGUGACAAGGUGCCAUCUGAUACCCUUAAUUUCUCAGAGUUUUUCCGUGCAGGAUCAGCAAGCACAUCGCAACAGAAAAAACCUCCGAAGGUAGCAUUCUGCCCGAAAGAAGUGAAGAGAAUAAUUGAUUCAGAAGCCCUGCUGCUGAAAAAUGCUCAAUCCCACACAAUGAGGAAGAUCAUAGUUUUCGCAUCACUCGGAAUAAGGCACGGCUGUGAAGAUAUAUACGAGUUAGACUUCAAUCAUUUCAGCAUUUUAAGGAAGGGAGAACCAUUUGUGUCUUCGAAAGAUCCCGGGGAGCAUGUUCUGUAUGAGAAUCCUGGUGUUCGGAGGAAAGUAUUUUACGCGAACCAACAGAACCCGACAUUAUGUCCUGUUAAAAUACUCGAAGAAGAGAAUGCUAUGCGACCAUCGGAUUCUAGCUGCCCAUCAUGGCUAUUUCUCUGCAUAAAGUAUGGCGGAAGAACACGAAAUCUUCCCCAAAAUGAGUAA